AGUUAUAGUUUUCACAAAGUUACCGUUUCACAAAGUCCAGAAGUUUCGAUCCGACGCUGAGAUUUAACUCGAGAAAACGUAUGCCUAACCGUCUGGGCAUAUUUAUGAAAGGCUAUAACUCUCUCCAACUCCUUCCACUGUCCCCACCAACUGCUCUCACUGCUUCCACCCGCUGCUCCUCGCACCUGUACCCGCACCGACUCGCACCCGCACCCGCAGCCGCACCCACUCACACUCGCACCCGCGCACCGUCACAAUCCGUCCACGCCGCCCCGCAUCCACGCCGCAACUCCGCAAUGAAGACGCCCACCCUCCUCUCGCUCCUCUCCCCACGGCGAUGCGUGGCCGCUGCCAAGGCGCGCAGACGGAGCUCGAAGCCAUGCAAACCAUGCAACUCGUGCGUAUCGUGCGUUUCGUGCGUUUCGUGCCCACCGUGCCCACCGUGCCCAGAUUGCAAGCCGUGCAACCCAUGCAACCCGUGCCAACCGAGCAAACCGAGAAACCCGUGCAAGAGCUGCGACCGCCCGUGCAACGUGCGCGACAGCGGCUACACAGUGAUCCCCGAGGAGUAUGUGGGCCAGGCAGGCGAUGUCCCCGCUAGCUGGUGCAAGUGCUGCUUUGAGUGCGUGCUCAUGCAGUCGAUUGAGCUGGAACUGAGGAUGGAGGAUUUAAAGCUGGAGAGGGAGGGGCGAGAGGGGCGAGAGGGGCGAGAGGAUGUCCAGACGGUUAAGAGGAGGAUUACUGAGGCGGGGUGGGUGGAGGUGGAGGUGUAGGUUGGGAUUGGGGUUGUAGGGGGGAAAGGCGAUGGAGGUGGAGUGAUUUGGCGCGUGGGAUGAAGUGUCUAUAGAUGGUGAUGGCUCUGCGAUUUUUGCAAUGAGUGUUGGAAGUUUGGUGUUCUUGUGAUGAUCAAGUAUUGGUCGAGAUGGGAAG
Messenger RNA from Tricharina praecox, 930 nucleotides. RefSeq lists its product as uncharacterized. The coding region runs from base 81 to 773 and encodes 230 amino acids. Lineage: Eukaryota; Fungi; Ascomycota; Pezizomycetes; Pezizales; Pyronemataceae. The record is from RefSeq and is a predicted model, not a curated record. The transcript has a single exon.